This is a messenger RNA of Panonychus citri (citrus red mite), 2554 nucleotides long. Its product is annotated as prostatic acid phosphatase-like. NCBI's taxonomy places the organism in Eukaryota, Metazoa, Arthropoda, Arachnida, Trombidiformes, Tetranychidae. Gene Ontology annotation, molecular function: phosphatase activity. The record is from RefSeq and is a predicted model, not a curated record. Gene Ontology annotation, biological process: dephosphorylation.
CAAUAAAUGAUGACAAUUUUUUCAAGUUAACUAAAUCAUUUAGUACACAAUAUGAAUUGGAAAGUUAAUUUGAACUGAUUAACUUUCUAAUCAAAUAAGGAAAGACAGAAAAUUGAGUUAAUUGUUACAAUGAUUAACUAACUAUCAAGGAAAACUAAUUGUAAUUUUACAACUAGAUUCAGCUGGUUACUAAUUGUUGAAUAUUAAUCACAAUCAGAUGAAAAUCUAUCAGUAUUAAUAAAAAUUAAAGACAAUCAAUUUAAUCAUAAACCAUAAAUAGUUUUUAAUUGCUCACACCUCCAAUGAUUAUAAAUCUAAUACAUGGUAACUAAAUCAACCACACACCUUUUUAAUUGUUUAAUAAAUAAUAUAUUGAUUCAUUGAUUAUCCUUUUAUUGUGAUUGAUUUAAUUAGCUGAUGUUUAUAAUGAUAACAAUUAACUUCCCUUUUGGUUUCUCAAUCUUACAAUUUGUCAUUGUUUAAUUGUAAAGAUUUAAUAUAAACACAAUCAAAUUAAUCAACAGUUAGAAAGUCAAAUAGUCACCACACCUACUUAAUUAUCAACAAUCAACAAAUAAUAUUGAUAAUUUAAUUGCAAUUAACUCACCAACAAACUGUAACAAUUAGUCAAUCUCAUCAUGUUGAGGUAACUUCCAUCAUUAGUUUCACAAUUAAAUUAGAUGGAAAAUAAUCAACUAUUGAUCGUGUUAAUUGUAAUUAAUUAAAUGAACUAAAUCACGUGUAAAUUUAACAAUUUACAGUCGAAGUGAAAAAAGUAAUUAAAUCUUAGAUUAUGAUCAUGAUUAAUUGUGAUUAAUUUGAUUUGGAUAAAAGUGAAAUCAGAACAUGAAACAUAAAAAAAAUAUUAUUCAUUAUUAACUAAUUGUUGAUCAAUGAUUAUCAGAGUAACAUAAAAAUGUCAAUCAAAUUAACUUUCACCAACAGUUACAAUUAGUCUGUUCAUCACAAUUAACUUGUGAAUAAAGAUCAUCACUUUCCUAAUUUAAUUGUGAUACAAAAUUUUACAUUGAUAAUGUUAUUUUCAACUCAACAAUUAACCACAACAAUUGUGUUAACAAUAUUAUCAAUUAUUGGAAAUUAUUUUCUAAUUGUUAAAGGGCAACAAUUAACUUCACCAUCAGAAUUGAAACUCAAAUUAGUGGCCAUUGUCCAUCGACAUGGUGACCGAUCACCUUUAUUUUUCCUACCUGGUGAUCCGUUUGCCGAUGACAUUUAUUGGCCUGAUGGUAAAUCGCAAUUACUUGCAACAGGUAAAAAUCGUCUUUUCCAAUUAGGUGAAUCACUACGAUCUUAUUAUGGUCACUUUUUGACGGACAAUCGUGAGGUUCAGUCUUAUAGUUCGGAUGCCAAUCGGUGCCUCGAAUCAACUUCAUUACUGUUACAUGGUCUUUACAAAGCCUCAGGGCGUUGGAAGUACAAUGAUCGGACUAAUUAUCUGCCAAUUCCAAUUCAUACUACACCCAAAAGUCAUGAUAGGAUGUUAGUUGAAGGUGUUAAUUGUCCAACUUUAAACAAGGAAUUACAAUCAGUCCUUGAUCGACCAGAGGCUAAAUCCUUUCUAACCAGUUAUUCAUCGACAAUCAAUGAGAUCUCAUCGCAAUUAGGGAUUCCAAUCAAUGAUUUAGGUUCAAUUCUGGGUCUUUAUGAUGUUUGGAGCAUUGAGAAAUCAGUUAAUUACAGUUUACCCUCUUGGUUAACUGAUCCAAUGAUGUCUGAUUUAGAGUCAAUGGUUGAUUUAUAUUCAACCAUUCAAAAUGAUUCACCAAUAAUCCAUCGCCUUAGGGCAGGUAAUUUUUUCAAAAACCUGAAACAAUACCUAAUUGAUGCAAUUUACCAGCAAUCAACUGACCAAUUACCUAAAUUGUUAACAUACUCAACUCACGAUACAAUGUUGGGAUCAUUUAUGUCUGCAUUGAAAGUAUUCAAUGGACGACGAGUGCCUUAUGGUGCAUCCUUGUUGAUUGAAUUGUUGGCUAAUCCAGUUAAUCAGAAAGAAAACUAUAUCACAAUUAAGUAUUGGAAUGAGACUUAUGUUAAUACUCAGCAUCAAUUAAGUUUACCUUUCUGUUCAUCUGGUCAAUUGUGUCCAUUGGAUCAAUUUUUAAAUUACAUUGAACAAUUUAUCCCAAUCAACUGGGAAUCCGAAUGUGGAUUUGAUCAAAGUCAACCCGAGAAAUCAACAGUCAAUCAAGUUAAUCAAGAAGAGGAUAAAGCUUGGAAAAUCAUUGGAAUCGUAACUGUUACCUGUUUAUCAACAAUUACCUUAAUUAUUUGCUUCCUUUUUGUUUCCUUUGUUUACAAUUUAUACAGAAAAUCAACUCACUUAAAUAGUGAUUCAAAUAGAUCUGAUCGAGAGAAACAAGAAUAUGAUAGAAUAUUGUAAAGUUUCAUCCUAAUUGCUAUUGUAAUUACUUUGUAAAUAGUAGACAAUCAUCAUCAUCGUCUUGUCCAGUUUUCUUUUCCUGGAGACUUUUUUACGAUACAAUCAAGUUCUAAAGUAAUUAAAUGUUGUAAAUCGCAAUUCUAAUGGAAA